AUGGGAGGUCAAAGGACUUUUACUAUCGUUAUUAAGCUGGGGACGAGCUCCAUCGUCUGUGAAGUUACACAUGAACCCAUCUUGUCCAAUCUGACUCUCAUCGUCGAGACGGCUGCAAAGCUUCGUAAGGAUGGGCAUCGAGUUAUCCUCGUCUCAUCGGGAGCUGUCGGGGUGGGCUUGCGGAGGAUGGAUGUUGACACUAGGCCGGCUCAUCUCCCUCGAAUACAGGCUUUGGCAGCAGUUGGACAGUGCAGACUAAUGAGUCUAUGGGAUAGCUUGUUUGCACAUCUGCGGCAGCCAGUUGCUCAGGUCCUAUUGACGAGGAGUGACAUUGCGGAUACAAACCAAUACCGCAAUGCGCAAAACACCCUAACUGAACUUUUGAAUAUGGGAGUGGUUCCGAUUGUGAAUGAAAAUGAUACGCUGGCGGUUUCGGAAAUCAAAUUUGGAGACAAUGAUACCCUAUCUGCCAUCACUGCUGCUAUGGUUAGUGCGGACUAUCUCUUCCUGAUGACCGACGUUGACGGUUUGUACACAUCCAAUCCCCGCACCAACCCCGACGCACAGGUGAUAGAGGUAGUAUCCGACAUAUCCAACCUUGAAGUCGACGUAUCUUCCGCAGGAUCCUCUCUGGGCACUGGCGGGAUGAGCACGAAGAUAGUCGCAGCACGUCUAGCAACGAGUGCGGGCGUCACGACCAUAAUCACUCGCAGCUCACGGCCAGGAAAUAUCCGCGAUAUCAUCAAUUACCUCCAAUCAAACCCGCACAACAACGCCACCUCUCCCUCUCCCACAAUGAAAACUAGAGAUGAAAAGUCCAUCUCUCCACUGUCACCACCACCACCCGCACACACCCGCUUCCUCCCAUCAACCUCCCCCAUCCACUCGCGCUCCUUCUGGCUACUACACGGCCUCGCUCCUCAUGGCACAAUAUACAUUGACUCUGGCGCCUACAACGCCACACUGAACAAAGCCAGCUUACUCCCCGCUGGCGUAGUAGGUGUCGAAGGUCACUUCGGCCAACAAGAAUCCGUACGGCUGGUCGUGGUUGAGCGACGUUCCACCUCUGCCUUGAACGGUGACUUCCCGCAUCAGGGCGAGGAGCCGCGGGAAGUCGGACGGGCACUGGUUAACUAUGGCAGCAAUGAGAUUGCGCGGAUAAAGGGGCUACGGAGCACGCAAAUUCAGUCUGUGCUGGGGUAUGCGGAUAGUGAGUAUGUGGCGUUGAGGGAGAAUAUUGCGUUCUUUCAGACAUCAGAGGCGUCGAGUCGGCCCAGUACUCCUGGGACGGAUGAACGGUUUAGGCUUUUAAGUCGACCCCAGUCGCGGGCAGCUUGA
This is a messenger RNA of Paracoccidioides brasiliensis Pb18, 1338 nucleotides long. RefSeq names its product glutamate 5-kinase. The record is from RefSeq and is a predicted model, not a curated record. Gene Ontology annotation, cellular component: cytosol; cytoplasm. The transcript is spliced from 5 exons. Gene Ontology annotation, molecular function: ATP binding; RNA binding; glutamate 5-kinase activity. Bases 1 to 1338 code for a protein of 445 amino acids.